AUGGCCUCCGGACAAUAUCCCCCUCCCAUCCCUCCUAGACCACUUCCUCCACCGGUGCCUUCGAGGCGGCCGGUUCCCACCCCUCCAGCCAUCCAAAAUGACCCCGAAGUCAUCGCCCUCUGCCCCGGAAACCAACCCCUCUACGCCACCGCAUACUGGUAUUCACUCCCCUCCAUCCCCACCUACGAAGUCUGCUCGCACUGCUUCGCCUCCCACAUCCGCUCCACGCCCUGGGCGGCCCAAUUCCAAAAACACCUCCGGUCCCCAGACCCAUCCCGCAGAUGCCGCUUCGACACCCCCCGCAUGCUCCAGCUCUGGUCCCAUCUCGCGCAGAACCACGAUUGGCCCGCCGUGACGGCAUACAUGGCCCACCGCGCCUCCAUCCCCAACUGCACAGGCAAGACGCCCGUCGCCGCCGAGGCGGGCAUCAAGUGGUAUAGUCCGCGCGGCAACGAGCUCCACAACUUCGGGGUCUGUGCCGCGUGCUACGAGGAUCUGCUGCUUGCGACCCCCUUCGCGGCUCACUUCGGUCUGAACCCGCAAAAGCAGCCCCCCGGGGAGCUCUGGAAUUGCAAAAUGCCGCUGUUUGUGCACCGGGCGAUUGAGACGCCGGGAAAAUAUGCCACCUGGGCGGCGCUGGCCGCGGACAUCGGGCGAUAUAUGCAGAUUCCGCCGUGCGAUGGGCCGACGGGCAUAGCUGCGGGGAAACGGGGCUGGUAUCGGCCGCGCAGGGCGAUUGAGGGAUUGGUGGUGUGUGAUUCGUGCUACUGGGAAUAUCUGGCGUCGUCGUUGAUGGAGCGGGAGUGGGAGGCGAUGCCGGUGGGGUUCCAGCAUCAAUGGACGACGUGGGCGUGCGAUAUGUCCCUGCUGCCGAUGAAGGUGGCGUAUCUCAAGGCGUUGAUGGAGAAGGACUACGGGAUAUGGUGGAAUGCGGCGCGGGCGAUUAUGGCGAGUCCACCGUGUCCGAGUGCGUCGGGGGGUGUGUACCCGGGGACAUGGUAUAAACUGCCUCGCGCCGAGGUGUAUGUGUGCGCGCAAUGCUUUGCGGGGAUCAUUUUCCCGUUCAGGUUUGGAAAUCAUUUCGUCCAGGCGUAUGCGCACAACGGCCCGCGGACCUGCAUCUUUAACGCCGCUACGCCGCGCCGCGAACAGUUCCUGAACCGCUUCGACGAGUCCAUCAGCCUACGCGACUUCUCGAAAUUCGAGAACUACGUCGUCCGCCUCUCGCCGCUCCCGCUCUGCUCCACGUCCACUAUGGUGCAUAACCGUCGGUGGUACGGUACUAAUGACUUCCUGGCCUGCGAAUCCUGCUGGGAAGAGUUCGUCAAGGACACGAGCCUCGCCUCGCAACUCUCUCUGAAGGGGGUCGUUGUCCCCGCCGCCUGCUGCGACAUGUACUCUGCGCGCAUGCGCCGGCUCUGGAUGACCGCCUGCUCCAAGAACAAUCUCGCCGAAUUCACUGCGUUCGCCAAACACCGCUCAGCCGUGUACGCGCAGACCGUACCGCGUAUGCAAGAGAUCCUGGCUAUGGCAAAGAUGCGCAUGGAGCAGAAGCAGACGCUCAUGAUGUCGUCAAUCAUGCUGCAGGGCGCGAGUAAUGUCGUGGGGGCUUCGCAGUCCGCCGAUUUCAGCCAUACAUUGUACGGUAAUGCGGCGCUGGGAUAUCAUGCCACUCCGGCGGGGGCACAGGGAGCUGCCCAGUUCGAUCAGGCGUUGGGGAUUAACCCGGUGCAGGGGGGUGAAAUGAUGCAGGUGGCACAGCUGGAGGCGAUGUGGAAGCAGGUGGAGUGA
Messenger RNA from Aspergillus clavatus NRRL 1, 1791 nucleotides. RefSeq lists its product as uncharacterized. Bases 1 to 1791 code for a protein of 596 amino acids. NCBI's taxonomy places the organism in Eukaryota, Fungi, Ascomycota, Eurotiomycetes, Eurotiales, Aspergillaceae. The transcript is spliced from 2 exons. The record is from RefSeq and is a predicted model, not a curated record.